Molecule: messenger RNA, 1858 nt
Organism: Cuscuta epithymum
Lineage: Eukaryota; Viridiplantae; Streptophyta; Magnoliopsida; Solanales; Convolvulaceae
Source: the annotation of a GenBank genome assembly
AUAAACGCUGCAUUUUACCGUUUUGCUUUGCUGUGGGAAAAACGGCGUUUCAAUCCAAUAAUGCCCCACGAUAAUAGCUUUAUAGGCCGACUGAUUGUCUGAUUGAGAGUGAACUUUAUCUAUAAACCCGGUAAAGGCAUCAAAAUAAUCCAGAAUCCUGCAAAGGAUUGAUACAGAAACUAUGUUUAGUUCACCAAUUAUCAUAUGUUUGGCAGUGAUUAUUGUAUGUGCAUAUUACAUAUGGAGGCUUUUGAAGUGGGCUUGGUUUAAGCCAAGGUUUCUGGAGACUUGCCUUAGAAAACAGGGUCUUAAGGGCAGCCCCUACUCCCAACCCCCAUACGGAGACAUACCUCAGCUCAUAAGAAGCAUCAAAGAAGCCAAGUCCAAACCCAUCAAUCUCUCAGAUGACCCAAUCCCCAGAAUCCUUCCCUUCUUUCUUGAUUCCAUUAACAAAUAUGGUGAGAAUUGCUUUGUAUGGCUUGGACCAAAACCAUUAGUAAUAAUCACUGACGCUGAACUUAUAAAAGAGAUACAUAGUAAACAGGAUGUUUAUAGAAAAAACACUCAUCCCAAUCCACAGACCAAACUGUUGGCUGAAGGACUUGUGUUACUUGAGGGAGAUAAAUGGGCCAAGCAUAGAAAGCUUAUCAAUCCUGCCUUCCAUUCCGAGAAAUUAAAGCAUAUGCUACCAGCAUUCUACUUGAGCUGUAAUGAGAUGCUGGCUAAAUGGGAAGAUGUUAUACCGGAGGGAGGAUCAGGAGAGCUCGAUGUGUGGCCUUACCUUGAGAAAAUGAGUAGUGAAGUGAUUUCUCGCACUGCGUUUGGGAGUAGCUAUGAAGAAGGGCAAAACAUAUUUGAACUUCAAAAAGAACAAGCCGAGCAUGUAAUGGAAGCUUCCCGCAAACUGUAUAUCCCGGGGUUGAGGUUUCUGCCAAGUAAAAGGAACAGAAGAAUGUAUGAAAUCGAGAAAAUAGUUCAAACGUCUAUAAAGAGCAUAAUUGAUAAAAGAUUGAGUGAAAUGAGAGCUGGAGAGCCUAGUAAGGAGGAUCUUUUGGGAAUACUAUUGGAGUCGAAUUGUAAAGAAAUUGAAGAGCACGGAGAUCAAGAUUUUGGCAUGACAUUAACAGAAGUCAUUAAUGAGUGCAAGCUUUUCUACUUUGCUGGGCAAGAGACGACUUCUGUUUUGCUUGUCUGGACUAUGAUUUUGUUGAGCACUCACGGUCAUUGGCAGGAACAAGCCAGAGAGGAGGUUAUAAAGCUCUUUGGGAAGAAUAAGCCUGAUCUUGAUGGACUGAAUAAGCUAAAGACUGUAACAAUGAUUUUGAAUGAGUCUUUGAGGUUAUAUCCACCUGUGGCAACUGCGGGACGAAAGGUACAUAAAGACACCACAUUAGGGAAGCUAAAUCUACCGGCUGAAGUUAUGUGCUUAGUACCAACAAUCCUAAUCCACCGCGACAAGAAGCUUUGGGGUGAUGACGCAACGGAGUUCAAACCAGAGAGGUUUAGCGAAGGAGUGUCGAAGGCAAUGGGAGGGAAAAUGUCAUUUUUCCCGUUUGGAUGGGGGUCCCGAGUGUGCAUUGGACAAAACUUUGCCAUGUUAGAAGCGAAAAUGGCUCUGGCAAUGAUUCUCCAGCGCUUCUGCUUUCAGUUGUCUCCGUCCUAUACUCAUGCCCCAUUCGCAGUAGUUACUGUUCACCCCCAGCACGGUGCUCCCUUGAUUUUGCAAAGACUGUAAAAUCAUAGAUGCUGAUUGUAAAACUUUGCCAUGUUACAUCAAUUAACAAAUACUAAUAGAAAUUCGUGCUUCAAUGAUUCUAAUUAUGCACAAUUUAUGCCCUCUAGUAUGCUUGCAAUUUCA